This is a messenger RNA of Aureobasidium namibiae CBS 147.97, 4026 nucleotides long. RefSeq names its product nuclear pore complex protein Nup155. The record is from RefSeq and is a predicted model, not a curated record. The transcript has a single exon. Gene Ontology annotation, biological process: transcription-dependent tethering of RNA polymerase II gene DNA at nuclear periphery; protein localization to nuclear inner membrane; protein import into nucleus. The coding region runs from base 1 to 4026 and encodes 1341 amino acids. Gene Ontology annotation, molecular function: structural constituent of nuclear pore. Gene Ontology annotation, cellular component: nuclear pore inner ring; nuclear pore. NCBI's taxonomy places the organism in Eukaryota, Fungi, Ascomycota, Dothideomycetes, Dothideales, Saccotheciaceae.
AUGCCGCAACCACCAUCUUUCCGUUCCAAUGCCGCCGCGACUCUAGCUGGAUACCGCGCCGGCCAGGUCAAUUCACGCGAUGCGACUGCUCAAAGGCCCGCCGCAGCCCAAGAUGCGCUCGCCCCCAUCGAGCGCGCAGCCCGCACAGUCAACGUAGCCCUCCAGAGCGAGGCCCAGUACCCGGCCCUCGACAACUACGUUGGCCAGGGCAUCUCGAACGACUAUGACACCACCUUCAACAACGCCUGGCAACCCUUCCAGCGCACUCGCAGCUAUGACAUCCCCGAGCAAAUCUUCGAGCAAGCAAACAUGGCCCAGGUCUCGACACACCUGGGUCUGUUCGCCGAGCUAAAUCACGCUUUCAUUGUCAUCGACUCGUCGCUAUAUCUCUGGGAUUACACACAUCCCAACCCCGAGCUCAUUGGCUUCGAGGACCAGACCAAUGCCAUAACAGCCGUCAAGCUGGUCAAGCCGCGCAAGGGCGUCUUCAUCGAAUCCAUCACACACUUGCUGGUUGUCGCAACCCAUGCUGAAAUCCUGCUCAUCGGUCUGGCAGCUGCGAAAUCUGCCCAUGGUGGAUGGGCCGUCCAGCUUUACUCGACCAACAUGAAGGUGCCCGUCAAGGGUACCUCGAUCAGCUACAUCGAGUCCUCGGACAAGACUGGUCGCAUUUUCUUUGGUGGAAAUCAGGCUACCGAUGUGUGGGAACUCACCUACCAGCAAGAGGAACGCUGGUUCGCCAGCCGAUGCUCCAAGAUCAACCACACAAACUCGACCAUGACGUCUGCUUUCCAGUUGUUGCCUUUCGGUGCUCGCUCGGAGCAGGAGCACAUCAAGCAGAUGGUGGUGGACGAUUCGCGCGAUUUGCUUUACACCCUGUCCUCAGCUUCGACCAUUCGUGUCUACCACAUGAAGCCAAACAACGUCCUCGACCUGGCCUUGUCACGUCCCUUCACCAGCCUGCUGGCCCAGAUCGCUCAUAUGGUUCCCAGUUCUGAUCUCCUUGCGCGCAACACUACUCUUGUCUCCAUCAGCCCCAUCUCCGCUCAGGAGACUAACAGACUCAGUCUCCAGGCUCUUACCAGCACUGGCUGUCGUAUUUUCCUUAGUGCCACCUCGGGCGCCUUCUACGGCAGCUCCUCCUCUUCCGCCCCAACCAGCAUGCAGGUCCACCAUAUCAAAUUUCCUCCCAAGGACGGCGAAACCGCUCCUCCUCAGCCUCAACAACCCCAGUCAAACUCCGCUUCGCUCGGACCGUAUUCUGCCAGCCCUGCAACCAAUCCUUCAACCCUGGAUACCAGCACUCGCUUCCUUGCCAACACAAAGGCCGGCGUUAGAUAUGCCCCUGGUUACUCAUGUUGGGUCGUGCCAAACCCGCAAGAUCCUCACAGAGACUCCAUCUUCAUCACCGCUCCCGACUCUGGUCGCAUCAAGAUGCCGCGUGACGCCAGCCAUGCUACUCUGUUCCCCGAAAUCGGCAUGUUUCUGGAACUUCCUUACCCUUCUCAAGGCAUUGGUCUGGUCAGCCCUUCUUUCGCUGCAGCCUCUACACCUCUGGGUUUCGCCAACGAACUCGCUGUUCAGUUCGACCAGGCUCCUACCGAGAUUGCUGUGCUCACCAGUACCGGUGUACAAAUCAUGCGCCGCCGCAGACUGGUAGAUAUCUUUGCUUCCCUUGCUCGCUACGGUGGUGAUGCAGAAGGUCGCGAUGGUCAGGUGAAGAAAUUCAUUCGAAACUAUGGCCGUACUGAGACCGCUGCCACCGCUCUCGCUGUCGCUUGUGGUGAAGCUUCUGAUGGCAACGCCGAUGCUCGUAUCACAAACAUCACAGAACCAGACAUUGUAGAUUUUGCAAGAGAAUCCUUCGUCACUCAAGGAGGAAAGCCUAUGCUCAACGAGAACUCUGUCUUGGACAACAACACUCCUGCCAUUGACAACGUGCGUCCCUCCCCUAGACACGACGGCAUGGCGUUGUACAUUACUCGAUUGGUGCGAUCCAUCUGGAGAGCUCCAGUUCUGACACAACUGGUCACUCCUCAAGGUGGACUCGUGGUCACAUCGACUGUAGCACUCACCAAGCUACAAAACAUUCAACGCGCUCUGAACUCGUUACAAGAGUUCCUGAACAAGAACAAGAGUACCAUCGAAGGCUUGUCUGGACCCGAAUCUCUGGGACGCGUUGCCAACAAGCAAGACGAACUCUCUCUGCAAGGCGAACACCGUGCGAUGAACGCUCUGAUUCAGCUCAUUUCGAGCAUUAUCGAAGGCAUCGCUUUCGUGCUCGUACUCUUCGACGAGAAGGUUGAUGAGAUCAUCUUGUCCCUCCCCGAAGCAUCUCGCGCGCGUGCCAGGCAACUUACCUAUGAGGGUCUGUUCUGCUCACCUGAUGGCAGAAACUUGGCCAAGGAGCUUGUCAAGGCAAUUGUGAACCGCAACAUCGUCAACGGGUCGAACGUUGACACAGUAGCAGAAGCUUUGAGAAGACGCUGUGGCAGUUUCUGCAGCGCCGAUGAUGUUGUCAUCUUCAAGGCUCAGGAGCAGGUCAAGAGAGCAUCAGAGGCCGGUCCUACAUCCGAGGCAAGUCGCAGACUGUUAAAUGAGAGUUUGCGACUAUUCCAAAAGGUGGCUGGGUCGCUGUCGAUGGAGCACCUCGAGUGGGCUGUCUCACAAUACAUUCCCAUGUCCUUCUAUGCUGGUGCCAUACAGCUUGCUUUGACUGUCGCACACGAGUCUGAUCGUGCAAACCGUGCCCUCUCAUGGCUGAGGGACGACUGUCCCGAAGACGACCCGCGACAGAAGGCCUUCGAAGGCAGAAAACAAUGCUACGAUCUUAUCCAUCAAGUGAUAGUGUCUCUUGAGCAGUCAUCUGAGGCAAACCCUGAUGGCGCCUUCUCCACUACCGCCAAGAGACAAUCCGAGGCAUAUGAAAUCAUCAACAACUCCGAUGAUGAAGUCUUCCAGAACAAUCUUUACGACUGGUACAUGGGUCAAGGGUGGAAUGAUAGGCUUCUGGAGAUCAGCUCGCCAUAUGUCAUCAGCUACCUCCGCCGACGUAUGGACAAAAACCCUGACCAUGCGGACCUGCUCUGGCGUUACUACGCACACCACAACAACUUCCUCGAAGCUGCUUCAGUACAACUGCUGCUUGCCAAGAGCGGCUUCGACCUCAACCUCGAGCAACGUAUUGGUUACCUCAGCCGUGCCAGAACCAACGCCUCUAUUCGCACUGUCUCUCUGCUUGACGCUGCACAAGGCAGACAGCAGCUUCUGCGCGAGAUCACCGACCUCCUGGAAGUGGGCAACAUCCAAGACGACAUCCUACAACGUAUGAAGUCAGACCCUCGUCUAACAGAACAACGCCGACCUCAAGUAUUGAAGGCACUCGAUGGUCAGAUUCUCGAGGUUGCCGAGUUGUUCAACCAGUAUGCCGACCAGGCAGGCUACUACGAUAUUUGCAUUCUCAUCUACCACUGCGCCGACCACCGCAACCCUGCAGAUAUCCAGGCAACUUGGCAGCUACUCAUCGAGCAAGUCCACCAAGAAGCAGAAAGCAGUGACCGAAUGAGAGCAUUCGAAUCAGUAGCACUGAAGGUGCGCUCAUUAGGUCAACGUCUGCACACUGCAGAGGCCACUUUCCCCAUUCCUAUCCUCCUUCCGAUGCUCCUCCGCUACGCACUCGAGUACCAGGCCAAUGCCGCCUCACCAAUGUGGGUCAUGGAUACCUUCCUCGAGCUCGACAUCCGCCCCUCAGCACUGGUGCCUGUCGUUGAGCAGAUGUACUACACCAACGAGCAACCUUUUGUGGGCAGACAUCGCCGCAUCCUCGCCGCCGAUCUCAUCUACCUGAUCCAAGCGUGGCUGCGCGAGAGCGAACGUCACGGCGACAGCGUGCUCUUCGGCAGCGAAGAAAAUGCAGCCGGUAUCGACGAACUCCUUACUGGUCUUGCCGGAAGCCAAGACCUAGAUCCGGAAAAGCAGCAGGCAGUGGACACACUGAGAGGCAGAAUCGCUCAGGCCAUGCGAUAA